GUUGAGCGUUCUUGAAUUGAUCGAGAAAGCUUGAUCUUUGUGUUUAUGUUUCCAGUUGAUUUCGUAGGCACGCACAGAAACAGAUUUGACGGUAUUUCAAAUUUCCUGCUCCGCUUUCUUUUCGCUUUUAUGAGUCUGUAUUAACGCGCAUUACAUUUUGAGAAGCGGUGCGGACUGCUACAACUCAUCUUCGCGUUCAUUCUUAUUGGUAUUGGUCGACACUGAAAAAUAUCUUCCUGGUUCAGUUUUACUAGUGGAUGAGUUCUAGCGCGCAAUUCCACACCGCUGCUUUCCAAAGCAGACCAACGGCGGCCAGCGCUAAUGAACGAUCCGAUAUGUAUGUGACAGCGCUUGACGUUUUCAACAGACGUGCGUACUUUGACCCACAGAAAGAGAGCUUUACCGACGCGCAGCUUGGCAAUUUCGGUGCUGCCACACCGUUAACAUCGAAAAGGAACAGUAAAGUAGCGGAAAACUCUACACCAUCGGAGACGCAGCGCAACAGUGGUCAACCUGAGUCCUACAUUGAACCAAAUGAAUCGGCUGUUUGUAAACUGAAGCACUUUUCUUCCGCUGAAGCAUACAUGACGGCCAACUCAGUAAAAGAAGAUCUCAUGGACACCCUCGGUGAAAACAACUCAGCUCAGAUUUAUGUGCACAAGGAACUUCUGCAAGAAAAGCGGCGCUUGUUUUUUGAAACUCUUUUUACCCACUCCGACGACCUUCAUACGGCCCUGCCUUGCCGUUUUUCCAUAGACGACGUAGAUAAACUCUUUCAGGACGAUAGUCAGAUAAAAAGCGAUCCAUCGAAGCUUUACCGAAAUAGACUAAGGGCACUUGAUCGCCUUCGAGAAACGCUCGACAGCUAA
This is a messenger RNA of Leptomonas pyrrhocoris, 869 nucleotides long. RefSeq lists its product as hypothetical. Lineage: Eukaryota; Euglenozoa; Kinetoplastea; Trypanosomatida; Trypanosomatidae. The record is from RefSeq and is a predicted model, not a curated record. The coding region runs from base 258 to 869 and encodes 203 amino acids. The transcript has a single exon.